Molecule: messenger RNA, 2229 nt
Organism: Anopheles funestus (African malaria mosquito)
Lineage: Eukaryota; Metazoa; Arthropoda; Insecta; Diptera; Culicidae
Product: AH receptor-interacting protein
Exons: 3
Coding region: 140-1099 (319 amino acids)
Molecular function (GO): peptidyl-prolyl cis-trans isomerase activity; protein binding
Source: RefSeq, a predicted model, not a curated record
CCGUGAGUCACCGUGAGAAAAAAUCGUAAGAAAAUGUCACGAACAGUGUGAAAACAAACAAACACAGGUGGUGCUGCAUUCUCCUGGGCUGGCUUGUUGAUUUCUGCUGUUGUUCCUGUCUGCCUGUGAGCCGUUUGUGAUGGAUUGCAGCCCAGUGGAUACGCUCAUUUUGAAAACUAUCGUACACACGGGCACGAAGGUGGUUCCGUUUCGUGAUGGCACGAGGGUAAAAUUCCACUACCAAACGAGAAAAUGUGACGAAUCGCGAACGCUUAUUGACGACAGUCGAACGCAGCAGAAACCAAUGGAGCUGGUGUUGGGCAAAAAGUUCAAGCUCGAGGUGUGGGAAUCGAUCGUACAGCAGAUGGCCCUGCACGAGGUGGCACGGUUUCGAUGCGAUAAAUCACUGGUAAUGCAGUACCCGUUCGUGUCGAAAACGAUCCGCGACUCGCAGAAACCGCGGGAGGAGCGGAAACACUGUUGCGGCAUGACGGUACAGAACGAAGGGAUCGGGUACAAGGAUCUGGACGAACUGUUCACCAACCCACAAGACCUGGAGUUCACCAUCGAAAUACUGUCGAUCGAAAGCCCGGAAGAGUACGAGAAAGAAUCGUGGCAGCUAAGUGACAACGAGAAGCGGUCGCUGGUGGAAAAGCUGCGCGAACAGGGCAAUGCAGCAUACAAAGCGAACAACCUUACCGCAGCCCUGGAGGCAUACUCGUACGCCACGGGCAUCAUCGAACAGUUGAUGCUGAAGGAAAAACCACACGAACCGGAAUGGAAUGAGCUGGCUCAGAUGAAGGUUCCACUGCUGUUGAACUACUCCCAGUGCAAGCUGUUCGAGAAGGACUACUAUGCGGUGAUCGAGCAUUGUACCGAGGUGCUGAAGUACGAUCAGAAUUGCGUAAAGGCGUGGUUUAGGCGUGGCAGGGCCCAUGCCGGUGCAUGGAACUUUGAUCGUGCGAAAUCCGACUAUGAACGUGCUGCCGAGCUGGACUCUAAUCUGCAGCCUUCCGUACGUAAGGAGCUGGCCAAGUUGCAGGAACAACAGCGCCUAAGGGAUAUAGAGGAUAAGUUGAAGUAUCAGAAGCUUUUUUAGAACUUUUUUUUAGUACAGUAAGGCAAAAGUAUAUAGUGCAAAGGUUUUUGGAAUAGUCUGCACUGGUUGUAGGCCUUAUGGGUUUGUUCAUUUUUAAAGGUAGGAGGUUAUUGUGACCCACUUCUACCUUUUUUUUCUCGCCGGUCGAGUUGUUUUUUUUUUUAGAAAGUUUUGUUUCUUUUUCGGGUUUUUGUUUUUGAACCGUUUCUGUUUUGUGUCUGUGUUUUGUAUUCAAUGUUUCUAUCUCUAUAUUAACCUGGACGGUCUUAAAUUAGCCGAUUGUGGUCUGAGUGCUAACACUUUUUGUGGCAUCAGACAGCGAAGAGAUGAAAGUGAUCAUGCCGCAUUUCAUACUGCAUCUAGAUAAGAGCAGUCAAUCAACAACCAUACAACAUAGCCGAAAAAAGAGAGCUAGUCUUCGCUAUGCUAUCAGUGUAUUAGCAUCGAGCGUGAUCAAUUUAUCUAGUUUAGCUCUUCAGCUAUAUUUUGGAGGUUUUUUGUUUUGUCUUGUCAAAUGAUUCGCUAUUUAUGACUUGAAUUACCUAUUACUGACUAGUCAGUCUAGGGAAAAUGGUCCUUUUUUGGGAGAUUGAAUGAUAUAAAUAUAUUUAUUUAUACACAUCCAUUUUCAUUCAUUUAGAUACUUAUUUUUCCCAGAAUUCCCAGACAAGCGAGCAUAUUUUUCAAGAACUCUUCAGCCGGUAACAAAUGAAUAGGCGUGUACAAUUCAAAAGCAGUUAAUUGAACACUUGAAAUCAUGUAAAGAAAAUCGUGGAAUGCGUAUAUUGGUGUUGGUUGUAUAAAAAAAAAGGUUGCUUAUUUAUGACAGGAUAGCCUGUUUAUCUAUAUCUUAUAGUUUCCUUCACUGUGUACACUGUUGCGUAAUGGAACCACACUAGUGCACAAUCAUCGUUCUCAAUUGAUUCCUUCACUCUUGUCCAAAGAUGAUUCAUGAGAACAUAUUUUGAGUAUUAGAUAGAUAAUUGUGCCAUUCGGAUCAGUCGUCCCUAGGGCCUUUUGUGCAAAAAAAGCUCAUCAAUUGGGAACACAAUCUCAUAGAUUUGGGCAUGAAUUGUUCCUAAAAAAUCAGGAAAUAUUCAUAUAAAUAGUGGAAUUAUGAUAUCACAGUA